Molecule: messenger RNA, 1052 nt
Organism: Durusdinium trenchii
Lineage: Eukaryota; Dinophyceae; Suessiales; Symbiodiniaceae
Source: the annotation of a GenBank genome assembly
GGGGGGGGUCCCCGUUUAUUAAUCCGGUGUCGAGAUUAGUAGUUUCUUGUUCCUAGUAGCAUCCAAGGUCCAUUGCUGCGAUGUAUAUCAUGGCUGCGAGGAGAUCCAGGCAGAGGUGGCUUAUGUUCUAUCAGAUGUUCUGCGCUGGCUGCAGCUGGUGGACGAGCACCGCGCCACGCGGACCUGGGCACCUAACUUCGCGUUCAAACUGGUGGCGGAAGCCUUGAGGCAAGAAAAGGAGAAACCAAAGUUCGACUUGUCUUGCUGCAAGUUCUGGAUGAAUGCAGGAGAGCAAGUGACCGUCCCUGUGUGUGAAGCAUUUCUGGAAGAGACUGAAAUGUAUGGAGUUUCAAGAAGUUCCUUACAGCCCUCUUUCGGCAUGGCAGAGGCGUGUACAUGCAUGACCUACAACAAUCAAUUCGAGGUUGCUGCUGCCAGCCGCUUGGGACGCUCGGCCUUUGUGAAUUUGGGCCCUCCAGUGCCGGGCAUCGAGAUCCGCAUUGCCAACGAAGACGGAGAGACCCUCGCAGAGGAGGAGGUUGGGCGCUUCCAGAUCAGAGGACCUGUGAUUACACCCGGAUACCUGAAAAAUGAAGAAGCCAACAAGGAGGCCUUUGUUGAGGAUGAUUGGUUCAACACCGGUGACAUUGGAUUCCUCCGAGCGGGCCAACUUUAUCUUACUGGAAGAGAGAAGGAGAUGAUCAUCAUUCGUGGGGCAAACUUCUACUGUUACGAGGUGGAAGAUGUGGUGAACUCGAUGGACUCCGUUACAGCCACCUUCACCGCAGCCGUGUCCCUUCACGACCCCACCUCGGGCACCGAAGGCCUUGCAAUCUUUUUCGUGCCUCGGCGAGCUGCCUUGGAUUCAGAGGAGGUGGCACGGGAGAUCCGCUCAAAGCUGGUGAGGCACAUGGGUCUUGCACCCAGUAUUGUUGUGCCGCUGGAAGAGGAGGAGUUUCCCAAGACCACCAGUGGCAAAAUCCAACGCAACCAGUUGAAGAAAGCCUUGCAAGCAGGUGACUUCGAUGCCCGCGUGCAGAUGCUUUAGCAAA